This is a messenger RNA of Electrophorus electricus (electric eel), 1450 nucleotides long. RefSeq names its product claudin 8.1 (gene cldn8.1). Gene Ontology annotation, cellular component: bicellular tight junction; membrane. Gene Ontology annotation, molecular function: structural molecule activity. Lineage: Eukaryota; Metazoa; Chordata; Actinopteri; Gymnotiformes; Gymnotidae. The record is from RefSeq and is a predicted model, not a curated record.
AGGAGGCAGCAGGCAGCAGCAGAGGUGCUCGCCUUUCAGCGGCUCAUUGGCCGGGACACGGAGAAGCACUUCAGGUGAGCGGCACUCUCCUUUCCUCCCUUCAGCUGAAUCCGCUCCUGCGCCCGUCUCUUCCUCGGCCUGCUCAGUGUUGCUCUUGCCAAAGAUCUGAUCUGCUUUUAUUCCUGGUUGAGCAUCGAGCACAGGACUUAGAAUGAUUUGAAUCGGCUUCGGUUUGGUGCCGUUCCCGAGAAUCUUCCUCACGCCCUCCGAGCCUGAGCUUAUAGACAGAGAAUGGGAGGCAAUGCACUGGAGAUAGCAGCGAUGUGUCUGACCUUGGUGGGCCUGAUCGGAGCUGCAGCCAGCACGGGCAUGCCCAUGUGGCGGGUCACAGCCUUCAUCCAGGAGAACAUCAUCGUCAUGGAGACGCGCUGGGAAGGGCUGUGGAUGAACUGCUUUCGCCAGGCGAACAUCCGCAUGCAGUGCAAGGUGUACGACUCACUGCUCUACCUGCCGCCGGAGCUGCAGGCCUCCCGCGGCCUCAUGUGCUGCUCUGUCGCUCUUGCCUUCAUUGGCCUCAUCAUCUCCAUCGCCGGGAUGAAGUGCACCGUCUGCAUCCAGGGCAACGAUAACACCAAGCACAAGGUGCUCGUCGUGGCCGGCUUUAUAAUCAUCCUGGCCUGCAUCUGUUGCCUGAUCCCGGUCUCCUGGACGGCUCACGUCAUCAUCCAGGACUUCUACAACCCCCUGCUGCUCGACGCCCAGCGGCGGGAGCUGGGUGAGGCGCUCUACAUCGGCUGGGUGGCGGGGGGGCUGCUCUUCGUGGGCGGCUGCAUGUUUACUUGCUGCAGCGGCUCCGCAGACAAGGGCGUGGAGCGGAGCUACGUGGCCUACCCCCAGAGCGUGCCCUACGUAGCAUACCAGUCGCAUCCCAUGGCCUUCCAGCCCAGGCCAGUAGCAGCCUACAGCUACCCAUCCAGAGACCCUUCGUUCAUUCAGCCAUCCAGAAGAACUUCAUUCAUCCAGCCAUCCAGACAGCAGUCUAUCCGCAGUGCCGUCGCGUACCUGUGAAGACUUCUUGGGAAAGGCUCCAAAAAAGGACCUGAAAUGAGACACUUGGGGAACUUCAGCGAUGUUUAUAUCUUUUGUAUAUGCAUAUAUAUGUGUGUGUGGUAGAGAAAAAGGACUUCAGUUUACCUUAAGUGGCUGCAUUACGUGCAUAUAGACACCAUCUGCUAUGUGGAAAAUGCCAUUUACCUUUUGUCCAGACAUUUCUCCAUUUUAUUUAAGAUGAAUGAUAAGUUGGUCCAAGAUCUUAAUAACUGACCUACAUUGAAAUUCUUGGACACGUUGCUAAGAAGCACGCAAGAUUAAAAAUAACAGGAUUUCUGUGAAGGGCAUAAUAGGUGGUUAUUUUUCUGUGUAAUCUUUAAGGAAUAUAUCGAUCAUAUAA